Molecule: messenger RNA, 297 nt
Organism: Mycotypha africana
Lineage: Eukaryota; Fungi; Mucoromycota; Mucoromycetes; Mucorales; Mycotyphaceae
Exons: 2
Coding region: 1-297 (98 amino acids)
Source: RefSeq, a predicted model, not a curated record
AUGAAAAAGACAACUCCAGCCAAUCUCUCCGUUGACGACGCUAUCUACAACUCGACAAAGGCAAGCUCCUUCUUAUUACACAUGCUGGUGAUGACGGAACCUCACCAAAUUAAAGCAAAUGAAAUUGUAAAGGAUGCUUAUGAAGAAUGCUUACAAUUAAAGGAAUACCUCUCAGAGUAUCUUUGGACAGAAAGUGAUUCUGAAGGCAUCAACACCAUUCAAGCCUCCUUGGAUGAACUUAAUAAAGCCUUGGACAAGUAUGAAAUGACAAACGAUAUUGUCGAAGGAGAAUGGUAA